This is a messenger RNA of Branchiostoma belcheri (Belcher's lancelet), 876 nucleotides long. Its product is annotated as E3 ubiquitin-protein ligase TRIM71-like. Lineage: Eukaryota; Metazoa; Chordata; Leptocardii; Amphioxiformes; Branchiostomatidae. Gene Ontology annotation, biological process: protein polyubiquitination; negative regulation of translation; proteasome-mediated ubiquitin-dependent protein catabolic process. Gene Ontology annotation, molecular function: ubiquitin protein ligase activity; protein binding; translation repressor activity. The transcript has a single exon. Bases 1 to 876 code for a protein of 291 amino acids. The record is from RefSeq and is a predicted model, not a curated record.
AUGACAAAAGGUUGUGACGUAAAGCCGGAGAAUAUCACGUUUGGUGGAAGGGGACAAGAACCUGGAAAAUUCAAGAGGUACGGGUUCAAUGGCGGAUUCGGAGUUGCCGUGUCUGCUGACAAUGAGGUAUUUGUGACUGAUCGUGACAACAAACGAGUCCAGGUCUUCAGCAUGAAUGGGACCUACCUCCGCCUCUUUCCAACCGUUGUGCCGGGUGAAAGUAUGGCAAUGUUCCCUUAUAGUGUUGCCUUGGACGUAGAGCCUGGCUACCUGUGGGUACUGGGGAAAGGGCAUUACGAACCAUGGAAGCACCAUAUAGAAUAUAAAGGACAUGUCGUACAGUACAGUAAGAACGGACAGCCCAUUAAAAAGUUUGACGUAAGCCUCAGUCCCUACUAUCACGUCAUUGCGAUGGACGUGCGCAACAAUAAAGUUAUCAUGGGAAACAGUGGUACAAUUACGAUGUUUGAUCCAAACGGUUCUCGUUUCUUGAGUUCAGAAGUGCGUACGGAUUACGGGAUCGGAGGAGUCAUUUCGGAUAAGGAGGGAAAUAUCCUGCUGACGGAUGGGUAUAAAACCGUCCAGAAGUACAAUCAAUCUGGAAUAAAGGUACUUGAAUUUGGCACCUAUGGAAAGGCUAAGGGCCAACUGGAUUAUCCCAAAGGUAUUUGUCUUGACUCCUCUGGUCACAUCAUCGUGGCAAAUACUUACAACCACCGGGUAGACAUGUUCACACGACAGGGCGAGUUUGUCCGCACUAUCGUGGACAUUAAAAGCCCGUGGGGUAUCGCUAUGGGACCAUGUGGAGAGUUGGUGGUGACUAGCUCAGAAACCGAAAUUGUAACUAUCAUUCCUCGCCACAUGGUGGGUCCUUAA